Nerophis lumbriciformis (worm pipefish) is the source of this 2658-nucleotide messenger RNA. NCBI's taxonomy places the organism in Eukaryota, Metazoa, Chordata, Actinopteri, Syngnathiformes, Syngnathidae. The record is from RefSeq and is a predicted model, not a curated record.
AUGGGAGACAGUGACGACGAAUACGAUCGCAGAAGAAGGGACAAAUUCAGACGGGAAAGGAGUGACUAUGAUCGUUCCAGAGAGAGAGAAGACAGGCAUAGAGAUGAGUGGAAUGACAGGUAACUCAUAAUUAGAGAGUGGGAUCGGGGCCGGGAACGGCGAAGCCGUGGCGAGUACCGGGAUUACGACAGAGGUCGCAGGGAGAGAUUCACGCCUCCCAGACACGACAUGAGUCCGCAGCAGAAACGCAUGAGAAGGGAUUGGGAUGACCAUGGCGGAGAUCCCUACCGUGGCGGAUAUGACAUGGGCUAUGGAGGAGGAGGGCCGAGUUAUGGUCCCCCACAGCAGUGGGGCCACCCAGAAAUGCACCUCUUGCAGCCUCAUCAUGGUAUUCCCAUUCAGGCAAGGCUGGGUAACAUCCACGACAUGGAGUUCUGUCCGCCUCAUCCAGUCAUGAAGAGCUUUAAGGAGUUCCUGAUAUCGCUGGAUGACUCCGUGGAAGAGACUGAGGCGGUUAAGCGCUACAACGAGUACAAGCUAGACUACCGUCGACAGCAGAUGCAGGAGUUCUUUUUGGCUCAUAAAGAUGAAGAGUGGUUCAGGUCCAAGUACCACCCAGAAGAGGCCGGUCGACUUAAGUCCGAGGCGCUGCGAGCACUUAGCAACCGCCUGAAUGUCUUCAUGUUUCUCAUGGAGAACGGCUGGUUCGAUAACCUCUCUUUGGACAUCGAACAGACGCCGGCAAUCAUCAAGGUCCUGGAUGCUGCGGUUAUAAAGAUGGAAGGAGGAACAGAUCACGAUCUUCGCAUCUUGGAAAUGCCAUCUGAGGAAGAGGAAGAGAGGGAAAAAUCGGCAUCUGGUGCAGCUGAACCUCCCAAAAGCGAUCACAAGAACAUGGAUGGAGACUGCAAACCUCCAGUGGCAAAAGAUAAGAGUGAAAAAGGUGACGAGAGUGAUUCUGCCUCCACUGAGAAAAUGACUGAGGAAGGGGAACCUGUCAAAGAGACGGCGGAGAAGGAAGCAGCCAAAGACAAUAUACCUGAACCCAAGAAGGUUCUUCCAAGAAGAAAGAGGAAGCGCAGCGGAGACAGCGACGACGAAGCCAGCGCUUCUGAAAGUGACUCAGACUCUGAAUCCGAUUCAAACUCUGUCUGCUCUGAAAAGUCGGCGAAGAAAGAAGAGGUGGAAGACAAAGAGGAGGAAGGCGCAGGUGAGAAAUUAACUUUUGUGAAAAAGGAACAAAUAAAGCAGAAUGCUGAAGAGGAUGAAGAGAAAGUGGAGAAAAAGGUUAAAGAUGACACUCCAAAACCGCGGCCUCUCCACAAGACUUGCUCUCUCUUUAUGAGAAGCAUUGCUCCCACCAUUUCCAAGGCUGAGAUUAUUGCUCUGUGUCGCCGCUACCCUGGCUUCCUGCGAGUGUGCUUAGCUGACCCCCAUCCAGAGCGCAGGUUUUACAGACGCUGCUGGGUGACGUUUGACCGCAGUGUCAACAUCAAAGAGGUCUGCUGGAAUCUGCAGAACAUUCGUCCGCGGGAUUGUGAGUUGGCCCCCAGUGUGAACAGGGACCUUGCGCGGAGGGUGCGCAAUGUGAACGGUAUCACUCAGCACAAGCAGGUGGUUCGCAACGAUAUCAAAAUGGCUGCCAAACUCAUUCACUCUCUUGAUGAAAAAGGAGAGCUGUGGUGCAACCCAGCCCAGGAAGAGGGACAAAGCACAGAAAAGACUCAAAAUCCCAUCUUGAAAAAUAUCACUGAUUACUUGAUUGAGGAGGUAAGCGCUGAGGAGGAGGAGCUUCUUGGCUCUGGUGGGAUGGAUCAGGAAGAGAACGCUAAGGAGGGGCAUUCAACCGAGAUGACUGUUGAGAAGGAUGAGAAACUUGCCAAGGUUUUGGACCAUUUGAUUCUGUAUCUGCGCAUCGUGCAUUCCAUUGAUUACUACAAUGCCUGUGAAUAUCCGAGCGAGGAUGAGAUGCCUAACCGUUGUGGCAUGAUCCACGUCCGUGGACCCGUACCCCCAAACCGCAUUUCGCACGGUGAAGUGCAACAAUGGCAGAAGGUGUUGGAGGAGAAGCUGAGUACUCUGUAUAGUACACAAGAAACCUUGUCUGAUGAAGAAGCAGCAAAGAUGGGCCGCAAAGACCCAGCCGAGGAAGUGGAGAAAUUUAUUUCUGCCAACACGCAGGAGCUCGGGAAGGACAAGUGGCUCUGCCCUCUUAGCGGCAAGAAAUUCAAGGGCCCUGAGUUUGUGAGAAAGCACAUCCUGAACAAACAUGGGGAAAAAAUUGAAGAGGUGAAAAAGGAGGUGGCAUUUUUCAACAAUUUCCUGAUGGAUGCCAAGAGGCCGUCUCUGCCGGAGAUGAAAACUCCUCCUCCUCCAGUUCCGGGCCAAGGUUUGCUUUCUCCAAACAUGCCGUUUUCUCCCCAAGUUCCCCAGGGUCCGAUGGGUUUUGUGCAGCCCCGCCCUCCAUUAAUGGGCUACGGUAGCAUACCGCCUUAUCCCCCCAAUCAUUUUGGAGGCGGUCGAGGAAACUACGACAACUUCCGCGGACAAGGCGGAUACCUUGGAAAGCCACGUAACAUCAGAAUGUCACGGGGUGAUCCACGUAACAUCAUUGAAUAUCGCGACCUGGAUGCACCAGAUGAUAUGGACUUCUUCUAG